Molecule: messenger RNA, 2147 nt
Organism: Boleophthalmus pectinirostris (great blue-spotted mudskipper)
Lineage: Eukaryota; Metazoa; Chordata; Actinopteri; Gobiiformes; Gobiidae
Gene: sms
Product: spermine synthase
Exons: 11
Coding region: 136-1218 (360 amino acids)
Biological process (GO): spermine biosynthetic process
Molecular function (GO): spermine synthase activity
Source: RefSeq, a predicted model, not a curated record
UGUCACCGCCCCCUGCCGCAGUCGCCUGCGGCUGUGCUUCGUCCAUUCAAAAGCCAAGCUAAAAACACCUUACGGACGACUCCUGAUAUUCCCCAGCCCGUCUGUCCCAGGCAUGGAUGACGGCUACACACCGACAUGGCACUGCAACAUUACACCCUCGACGUCUGUCUCUCCACGCCAGUUGACUGUGCCUCCACAGUGCAGAGCCUCCUAUCCAUAUUUCAUGAACAGGAAAUGACAGAGACUCUUCAUGACACAGAUGGACAUGGUUGUCUCGCCACCUUUGUGGGCAAGAAUGGCCGAGUUUUGAUGCUUCGUGUGCACUCCCAAGGCUUAGUCACCAUUGAUCUGCAGUGUUAUGACGAUGAUAACAUUGUGCAACUAGACAAUCUUUUAAAUGCACUGGAAAAGAAACUUAAAGUUCUCUUAGAUGGCAAUAUAACAAGGAUUAAAAGACUCCCUCCCCUCAGACGUGGAGCAAAGGUGGACAGGUACUGGCCCACAGCAGAUGGCAGGCUCAUAGAGUAUGACAUUGAUCGCGUGGUGUAUGAGGAGGAUUCUCCAUACCAAAACAUUAAGAUUCUCCACUCUCAACAGUUUGGGAAUAUUUUGGUCCUCAAUGGUGACGUUAAUUUGGCAGAGAGUGAUUUGGCAUAUACACAAGCUAUUAUGGGAAGCGGAAAAGAAAAUUAUGCUGGAAAGGAGGUGUUAAUUUUAGGAGGUGGUGAUGGGGGAAUUCUUGCUGAAGUAGUGAAACAAAAGCCAAAGAUGGUCACAAUGGUAGAGAUUGACCAGAAAGUUAUAGACGGGUGCAAAAUGCACAUGAGGAAGACUUGUGGCAAUAUUCUGGACAACUUGAAGGGAGACUGUUACCAAAUAUUAGUGGAGGACUGCAUUCCUGUGCUGAAGAAAUAUGUUCAUGAUGGAAAGACAUUUGAUUAUGUUAUCAAUGAUCUUACUGCUGUCCCAAUAUCUACAGAGCCAGAGGAGGAUUCGACAUGGGAGUUUCUGCGUCUCAUUUUAGAUCUGUCGAUUAAAGUCCUUCAUUCCACUGGGAAAUAUUUCACACAGGGGAACAGUGUGAAUCUGACAGAGGCACUGAGUCUGUAUGAAGAGCAGCUGGGGAAGCUCUCGUGUCCCGUGGGUUUCUCUAAAGAGGUGGUGUGUGUGCCCUCCUACCUGGAGCUAUGGGUUUUCUACACCGUGUGGAAGAAAUAAUAUUUUACCUGCUUGAAUCCCCGCCGCUCAAAUGUGAAUGCUCCUGUUUCUGCUGUGUCCGAAAGGCAUGUUCAGACUGCCAAAGACUGAUCUGCAGUGUACAAUUUUAUUGCUUUGAAAUAAUACAACAUAUGUUGUAAACCAUUUUAUUACAAUUGUAGCUAAUGCACAACCAGGUUUAUUCCAAACUAAAAACAGUUGAUUGUCACCCCAGAGUUUCCUGCAGCUCUUUGUCAAUUAAAAAGUUUUGAAACUGUCUGAACACAUCUUAAGCUGAAGGUGACUGUUUUACUUGCCUCCCCCGUCAUCCUCUAUAAUAUGCAGUAUGGAUUAUGCUUCCAAGUUUUACUGCUUUUAGUUGUUUUAUUUUGAUGCAGCUCAUUGGCUUGUUACGUUACUUGAUAAUGAAUGUCCAUUUGCAUGUACUUGUACUCUUGCUUAUAAACACUGAUAAGACACAGAUGUAGCUCAUCUCACAAGUGUUUACCUUUUUUACUUUUUACUUAUUUUUGAAAAUUUGACAUUACUUGAGUUGUCUGAUAAGGCCAAUUACUACUUUCAACCCAGAUGAUGUGGGUUAUUAAGAUGUUAUUGUUUCUGGCACUCAAAUGUGAUUGUUUGGGGUGACAAAAGUGAUGAUGCCCAAAAAGACUGUUGUCCGAAUGUGUUUUAAAAGGGAAAUGGUUCCACACUUUAAUGCCGCCUUUGUGUUUGUGCUAUUUUAUGUUUGUUUUGAUUUUGUUUUACAUUUUUAAAGACUGUUUUAGGUGCAUGUAAAGGACGGUGAAUGUAGCUGCAUAUACAGUACUCAAUUAAGAUGGAUGAAUCUUGUGGGGACAUACUUUUAUUUAUUCAUUAUGGUUUCACCAAAAGCUCUGUUGUCCCACUUUAGUGGCCAUUACAUAUUAAAUUGUAUUUUGAUGGAGAAA